Folsomia candida is the source of this 927-nucleotide messenger RNA. RefSeq names its product copper amine oxidase 1-like. Gene Ontology annotation, biological process: amine metabolic process. Gene Ontology annotation, molecular function: copper ion binding; quinone binding; primary methylamine oxidase activity. The record is from RefSeq and is a predicted model, not a curated record. The transcript has a single exon. Lineage: Eukaryota; Metazoa; Arthropoda; Collembola; Entomobryomorpha; Isotomidae. The coding region runs from base 1 to 927 and encodes 308 amino acids.
AUGGGCGAAUACGGCCUCGGUUACCACACGGAUCAACAAACCCUGCACGAAGACGUCCUCGGAACCGUCCAUUUCUUCUCCGCCGUCCUUCACAACACGACCGGCGGCCCCGUCCCAUACAAAAACGCCAUCUCCUUGAGAGAAGAAGACGCCGGGAUUUCCUGGCAACACGCCGACUAUCGGACCGGCCAGGGAUUAAUCGCACGCUCCCACCGCCUCGUGCUCUCCACGUGGUUCACCCUGGGCAAUUACGACUACACCUUUUCCUGGCAGUUUUACCAGGAUGGGUCCAUCCAAUUCGUGGCAGGAUUAACCGGAAGCGUCAGCACGAGCAUGAUUGCCGCGUGGGCGACGCGAUCCGGGUUCGGAACCCCGACCGCGGUCAAGGUCAACGCUCAGCACCAUCAGCACUUCUUUACGGUCCGAUUAGACACGGAAAUUGACGGGACGUACAACUCCGUCGCCACGAUGGACGUCGUCCCCCUGAAAAAUGACGCCCAAAAUCCGUACGGACAAGGUUUUACGGUAAACGAAACGUUAUUAAGAACCGCGGGGGAGGCGCGGACAAAGAUUUCGCCGCUGACCGGGCGCACCUGGACGAUCAUGAAUCCCUCCGUGCUGCAUAAUUAUACGGGGAAACCGGUCGCCUGGAAGUUGAUACCGGUAAACUCGCCCCCACUUUUGAUGAGGGAGGACAGUAAGUUACGGACAAGAGCGGGUUUUUUGAAUUGGGACGUGUGGGUCACCCAGUUCAAGGAGGAUGAGCUUUUUCCGGGGGGAUUUUACCUGAAUAAUAGUGGACUUCCGGUUUGGGUGGGGAGCCAGCCGGAUGCUAAUGUUGAGAAGGAGGAUGUCGUAGUUUGGCAUAAUUUUGGGACGUGUCACAUCCCAAGAGUUGAGGACUACCCGUUGAUGAGCGUUGAGUAA